Molecule: messenger RNA, 2166 nt
Organism: Protopterus annectens (West African lungfish)
Lineage: Eukaryota; Metazoa; Chordata; Ceratodontiformes; Protopteridae
Product: bactericidal permeability-increasing protein-like
Exons: 16
Coding region: 265-1800 (511 amino acids)
Molecular function (GO): lipid binding
Source: RefSeq, a predicted model, not a curated record
CAAACACGUUAAAAGAGAGGGAGGGGGGAGUUGACCUAAGCUGUAUUGGUGGCUUCUUCAAAAACAAUGACACCACAGUAUCAGCAGCUGGUUUUAGAUAAUGGAGCUGCCUUACCCGUCUAGUGAAGCAGUGUUGAAAUAUCGGUCUCACUUCAUUGUACUCACCUCUCUUUUUGUGAUUUCAUGACUGCUCUCAGCCUGUGACUUCAUAUCUAAAGCGUUUAACUCACUGGUCAAGAAUCUUGGAGAAUUCGAAUCUGGAAGAUGCUGGCUGUCUAUUUUGGAUUCCUCCUUCUCUUCCCAUGUUUGUCUUUGUGCAACAAUCCUGGACUUAAAGUGCAAAUAACCAGGAAAGGAAUUGAUUAUGGUUUUCAACUUGGUAUAGAGGCCGUUAAGAAAAUGAUACAGAAUAUGAACCCUCCAGUCUUCACUGGCCAAGUUGGUCCAAUAAAAUUCACCAUUUCAGGGUUGCGUGUUUUACAUCCCAGUUAUUCAGAGUCUUCUAUGAGUCUUGUACCUCCAACUGGACUACAUUUGUCUCUCCAGGAUGUUACAUUUACACUGCAGGGGAAUUGGAGAAUUAACUUUGCUGGCAUAAACCCACAUGGAUCAGCUGACAUCUUUGUAUCAAGGCUUUCAAUCUCCUCAUCUGUUGGUCUGACCCGAGAUUCUGCAGGACGUCCUAAGAUGCAAAGCAAUAGUUGUCAAACCACCAUAAGCUCAACAAUAGUUGGGGAAAGCAUGGAUAAACUUAUUCAGGCUUCCUUACAGAACGUAGUUGAAGAGCUGAUAAACAAAAAUCUCUGCAUGGAGAUGAACAAACUAAUUGAGAGGCUAAACACAUAUCUGACUACCAUGGAAGUUUCCACUCAGUUUGGACAAUAUGUUGAACUUCAGUAUGGUUUGGUGGGUCAACCACUAAUACGAGAGGACUACAUUGACUUAAAUUUCAAGGGUUCAUUUCGCAGCACCAGAAAUCAUACAGAGCCUCCAUUUUCUCCUGACCAGCUAGAAAUGACUAAGCUUUGUAAUCAGACACAGAAAAUGCUGUGCAUUGGGAUUUCAGAGUAUUUUUUCAACUCAGCAGCGUAUGCCUCCUUUAUGGCUGGAGCCUUGUCACUGGACAUCGCAGACAACAUGAUACCACACAUAAGUCAUCUGAGGUUAACCACAGACAUCUUGGCACUAUUCAUUCCAGAGAUUAUGGCCAGUUACACUAGUGCACCCAUCCUGCUGCAUCUAUCUGUCCACGAACCACCACAAUUCGCCAUUGAACAGGACACACUUCUGCUCAUGCUGUCUGCAACAAUGCAGAUAUUUGCUGUCCUUCCUAACUCUUCAAAGGAACAGCUUAUCCACAUGAGACUGCAAGCAACCUUUACUAUUGGACUUCGUGUGUCUGGGCAGAAGAUCUGUGGGUAUAUUUCUGAUUCCAACUUCCAUUUUAUCCUGACUAAUAUAUUUAUUGGGUCUUAUCAGUGCAACAGAGUACUCUGGGAAAUGAAUCCAGCCAAUCAGGAAGUGAGUUACUGUACCCCGGAGGGUAAAAGUCAUACCAAACCAGUAAAUGAACAAAUUAAGCUCACCUCGCUGUGCAAACAAAUAUCAGAUCGUCAUCUUGCAGCUGUGAAAAUGAUAAUGAGCCAAGCAUCAGAUGCAAUUAUAAUCCCAACGAUAAAUGAGAAGUUAAAUGAAGGAUUUCCUCUACCAAUUAUUGACAAUAUUAAAUUUAUGAAUUCUUCACUAAAGUCCUAUCAGGGAUUUUUUCUAAUUGCAACUGACGUUGAGUUCCUCUCCUGAUUACUGAAGAAUUAUGACAGGACCAUUACCUAUGUAGUAAAACACAAGUUAUGACAUGUUGUAUGAUUUUCUUUUAGAUGUAUCUGCCUAUAUUUAUGCAGUAUUAUCCAAUAUAAAUGUAUUCAGCAUGCAAGAAAUAUUAAUAUGAAAAUGCUAUUACUUCGGUCCAGUGCUGCCUAAAUUUCAUGUGUUUAUUGUAUAUCAGCCAGGAAAUCGAAAUGUUGUACUCUUGUAUAAGGUGUCAGAAUAGAAUAAUGACCACAGAAUUAAAACUUUCACAUAGCUUCACACUGGUGCAGUAGUAGCAUUGCUGCCUCACAACAAGAGGUUCUUCCAUUCGAUUCUCAGCUGGAGGGCCUUUUGUGU